ACUGAUGCUGAUCUUCUCAUCCAUAGAUGAUUUACCCACCGCCGUGUCAUUCCAGAUGUGACUGACAAGUCGUUUUAUGUCGCCCGCAUUGAGUCCUGUGCCGUUAAUCUCGGAGAGACUGUGACACCAUGGCUUUGGUUAUGGAACCUAUAAGUAAAUGGACACCAAAGCAAGUGCUGGACUGGAUGAAAGGUCUGGAUGACUGUCUCCAGCAGUACGUGAAGAGUUUCGAGAGGGAGCAGAUGGGGGGAGAGCAGCUGCUGCACAUCACCCAUCAGGAGUUGGAGGAGCUGGGUGUCACCAGAAUAGGACAUCAGGAGCUCAUCCUGGAAGCUGUCGACCUCCUCUGUGCCCUGAACUACGGCCUAGAGACAGAGAACCUGCGGACUCUUUCCCACAAGCUGAACGCUUCGGCAAAGAACCUUCAGAACUUCAUCCUGGGCCGGCGGAGGGGCGGACACUAUGACGGACGAGCUUCCCGGAGGCUACCCAAUGAUUUCCUCACCUCAGUUGUGGAUCUGAUUGGUGCAGCCAAAAACCUGCUGGCCUGGCUUGACAGGUCUCCAUUUGCCAGUGUGACUGAGUAUUCAUUACUGAAGAACAACAUUGUGCAGCUCUGCCUAGAAUUAACUACAAUUGUACAACAGGAUUGCACUGUGUACGAGACAGAGAAUAAGAUUCUCCACGUGUGUAAGACCUUAGCAGGGAUAUGCGACCACAUCAUCUCUCUGUCGUCAGACUCUCUGGUCUCUCAGUCUGCCCAUCUGGAGGUGGUCCACCUUACCAGCAUCAUGCCCAGUGAAGGCCUGGGGAUGUAUAUCAAAUCGACGUAUGAUGGACUCCACGUUAUCACUGGAACCACAGAGAACUCUCCGGCAGAUCAGUGUAAGAAGAUCCACGCGGGUGAUGAGGUGAUCCAGGUCAACCACCAGACAGUGGUGGGCUGGCAGCUGAAGAACCUGGUCAACGCUCUGAGAGAGGACCCGUGCGGAGUCAUCCUCACAUUGAAGAAAAGACCCCAGAACACCCUGAGCUCCACGCCGGCUCUGCUCAGGAAUGUGCGCUGGAAACCACUGGGCCUGCAGCCGGUCCCCACCAGCCCCACCAGCACCUCCCCUACACCUGGUGGAACUUUGGGCAUGUCCAAAAUGGACGCCCCAAGCAUGCAGGACGUCUAUAUCCUGUCUCCUGUCUCUGGACUCUACAGCACCAGGGAGGAGCUGGGUUUGAUGUCAUGUGACGACAUCAGCCGGUACAGCGUGAGCUCCCAGUCCGGCUCCAAAGGUUCAGAGGCGGUCAGCUACUACCUGGACCAGGACAGCGGUCAGUACUUCUCUCUGCUGGAGGGAGAUGGACCCCCAGGGCCUGACUACGACAGGGGCCGCAAUACGGGGGUUCGCAGGCGGGACAAGACCCCCACCCAUGGUGACCUCAGACCUGUUUCCAUGCCUCCCGAAUAUAACUGGAUGGCCGAGGCCAAGGAACCCAGCAUGGGCAAGAGAGGGAGCCGAGAUUCAGACAACUCCCUGCUGCGUUACCUCAGCGACGACAAGAUCCUGGUGAUCGAGGAGGAGCCCGAGGGUCCGGGGAGGGAGAGCCGGCGGGAUUCUACCAGACGCUCUCGGCGCAAGAGCCGCAAUCCCAGCAGCCCUAGCUUUCCCAUCAGCCCUUCCAUGCUGUCCUCCACACUGCGCCUAGACCAGCCACCCGAUGCUUUGCCUCGAGGUGCGGACACACUGCGAGCAGACACAACAGACAGGUACUCGGGCUCAGGAAGCUCAGGAGCGGCCUCCAUGAGGAAGUCUUUCCAUUACACCUCUCUAAGAACGAAAACCAAAAAGAGAAGUAAAGGUUCCCUCACUAGUGCCAGUCGAAGGAGAAUCUCCUGUAAGGACCUGGGUCACGGUGACUGUGAGGGCUGGCUGUGGAAGAAGAAGGAUGCUAAAGGCUACUUCACACAGAAAUGGAGGAAGUACUGGUUCAUCCUCAAAGAGUCUUGCCUCUACUGGUACACCAACCAGAAUGAUGAGAAAGCUGAGGGCUUCAUCAGCCUCCCUGAGUUCAGAAUAGACCGAGCCAUAGAGUGCAGACGGAAAUUUGCCUUCAAAGCCUGUCAUCCCAAAAUCAAGAGCUUCUUCUUCGCCACAGAUUGUCUGGAGGAAAUGAAUAGGUGGAUGAACCGGCUUGGAUUGGCCGCUAUUGGCUACACACCAGAUGACAAAGUGCCACGCCCUGAUGAAGACUACUGGAGUGAGAGUGAUCAAGACGAGGUCGAUGGCUCGAUGACUCUCAAACAGGAGGGACCCUCAUCCCUCUGCGAUACGUAUCACCGCACACCAUCAACCAACUUCCUUCACAGUUAUGACCAGUUGCCCCGCUCAGUUAGCUCCAUGAGCCUCAUGCGCUCCACUCCGUCCCCACUCCCUCCACCAAUGAGUGCCUCCACUUCCCCCAUCCCUCCACAGAUGGUCUCUUCCACCUCCCCUCUCCCUCCCCAGGUCAAUUCUUCUAGCCCCUUCCCGGAGCCAAAGCACGGUCGACAUUUCUCCAGCGAAUCCACACACUCCCACUCCUCGGCAGAAGACCAGCGUGGAGACAGCAUGGGCAUGGGCACAGGCACAGGCAGCACCAGUACCCACUCUUCCGGUUGCCGCUCUUCGCAUCGUGAGCGGCGCUCCUGGCAGGACCUCAUUGAGACCCCUCUGACCAGCGCAGGGUUGCACUUCCUCCAGACAGCACCGGGGGAAAGUGAUUAUGGUGGCCUAAUGGGGAGCAUGGCUGGAGAGAUGGGGCUUUACGGAGGGCUGGGCAGACAGGGCAUGUCCCCUGAGAGACGCAGACAGGCCACACUGCCAGUACGGAGACACCAUGCCGCAGAGAGGGACAGGGAUCGGGACGGGCCCUUCCCUCUGGAGCGGGGCCCACAUACACAUAGCCACACACACCGACGCUCCCACAAGCAACGCAGCCAGAGUCUGCCCAGGAACAGGGACCCGAUGCCAGGAAAGCUGUUACACACCUCAGCUCAUAUGGAGGAGAGGAGCGAAGACGAGGAGGCGGAGGGGCAGGCUGCAGAUAUGCUCGAGGGUGAGGAGGACCUGCGGGAGUUGAGAGUUGAGAGCAGAGAGAGGAGGGUGUCGGAGGGAAGGGAGCGGAGAGUGUCGGAAGGCCGUGAGCCGGAGACGUUGGAUGGGCUAGAGCAGCUGUACCGGGCCCUGGAGCAAGCCAACGUGACGGCCCUAGGAGACCCAAAACCCUGUAGCAGGCAGGAGCUUCGACGUUGUUUCACUCAGAGAGCCAGGGACCCCCUGCUCAACGACAGGCUGCACCGGGUCCGAGCCCUCCGCAGCACCUUGAAGGCCAAAGAGUCAGAGCUGUCAGUAAUCUGUGCCCUCCUGGAGGAACCUGGCCUGUGCUCCCAGACCUUCAGAGAGUGGAAGCAGUGGCACAGCGAGCUCUACUCAGACAUCUGCCAGCUCAGCCCCGGCACCAACGGCCAGGACGACCUCUCCCCGCUGGCCGCGCCUCUCAUGACCCACACACAUUCCUUCAUUGAGACACACGUGUGAGGAAGAGAAGAGAAGCAAAGACUGGACUUGCAUACACGCGCACUUACAUGCACACAAACACACACACACACACACACACACACACACACACAUAGAGCUUUACAUCAAAAUCCUUUCUCCUGAUCACAACUCUGAGCACGCACUCACACAAACACACACACGCACACACACACAGGAACACACAUUGUACAAUGUGUAAAUAUCAUAGAGGGAACAGUCUGAGACCUGCGUGUAUGAACUUUUGAUAAUCCUGAGGACCCCACAGGGUGCCUAUUGCAUGCCUGAACAGAAAGCAUUAAUCUUCCUUUGUCUAUGGAACUCAGCAUAAACUCCACACGCUUGUCAAGCAAAAUGGGAAAAAAAGGAGACUUUUUAACAUGUUCGUUUCUUUGUAUCCUCUUGGUUUUGCUAUUUUUCCGGUUGAUUUUAGGGGGCAGGGGGAGCUAUGUAGCAGCAAUACAGAGGAGAAUCCUUUUCACCACAGCACUGUACUUUUGUACUGAUGAACUUUGCACCCAGAGCCACCAGUUCUCCCCCUUUCUCUCGUUCUCUUUUUUCUCUCACUGCAUAUCUCAUUGAUUUACAGGGACCUCACUGUUAUUCCAGGCUGAUCUGACGGGACAGUGUGGGGAAAGUGAGGGCAGUGACUUAAAUAUAAGACUGUGAAAGGUAGCCAUCAAUGCUGGUUUAUCUGUUUUAGCCGUUCCUCCGGGAACCAAUGAAAACGACCGUCAUAAGCAUUGAGAAACCAAUUGUGCUGGCUAGAUGCACACUAUUUCAAACUGUGAACUGUUCAAAAAACACAAUUUUAUCUGCAGAAGGAGGCUCCUCUGAUAGAGUGCAAUUCUACCAUUCAGUUUCUCUCUCCCUCUCUUUCUUUUCUCUCUCUUCCUCUGUCUGUGUUUCUCUCCAUCUCCUCCUUCUCUUUUCUUAAUUUUCCUUUGUUUCUUCUCUCUCUCUAGUCGUCAAAGACUUGUGUAUAUGUGUAUACUGCUGUGUAUACUGAUGUAAAUGUUUGCGUUCCACUACCACUGUGAUAUGCUUCUAGAGGUAGCGGAGGGAAGACAGAGAGUAUGUAUUUGCGUGGGUGCAAAACAGUUUUUUUUUUUUCCUCUUUUCUUUUCUUUUCUUAAACAGCGAAUGCAAGAACUGGAGAGUUCUUUUCAAAGGAGUCACUCACUACAAAGAAUGCACUUUCUAUAUCUCUAUAUCUCAUUGGCUGCA
This is a messenger RNA of Thunnus maccoyii (southern bluefin tuna), 4793 nucleotides long. RefSeq names its product connector enhancer of kinase suppressor of ras 2. The transcript is spliced from 25 exons. NCBI's taxonomy places the organism in Eukaryota, Metazoa, Chordata, Actinopteri, Scombriformes, Scombridae. Gene Ontology annotation, molecular function: protein binding. Bases 129 to 3569 code for a protein of 1146 amino acids. Gene Ontology annotation, cellular component: membrane; cytoplasm. Gene Ontology annotation, biological process: regulation of signal transduction. The record is from RefSeq and is a predicted model, not a curated record.